UUGCUGCUGCUGUUUGGCCUUGCGGAGCGAGCCCUGUCUCUGACUUCAUAGGCAUUUAACAAUGGACCCCCAGGAGGACGACAUGCAACCCCCAAAACAGCAGCCAAUGAUAUAUAUCGGCGGAGAAUGUAACACAGAAAAUGAAAUAAAAUCCAGGGAUCCAAUCAGAUGCAGAGAAUGUGGAUACAGAAUAAUGUACAAGAAAAGGACUAAAAGAUUUCAACCACCACCACCACCCCACCCCCACAUUUCUGACAUAGUCUGCUCUAAGGGAGAAAGAUGA
This is a messenger RNA of Echinops telfairi (small Madagascar hedgehog), 283 nucleotides long. RefSeq names its product DNA-directed RNA polymerases I, II, and III subunit RPABC4-like. Gene Ontology annotation, molecular function: zinc ion binding; DNA binding; DNA-directed RNA polymerase activity. Gene Ontology annotation, biological process: DNA-templated transcription. The transcript has a single exon. Gene Ontology annotation, cellular component: RNA polymerase III complex; RNA polymerase I complex; RNA polymerase II, core complex. The record is from RefSeq and is a predicted model, not a curated record. The coding region runs from base 62 to 283 and encodes 73 amino acids. Lineage: Eukaryota; Metazoa; Chordata; Mammalia; Afrosoricida; Tenrecidae.